GAAUAUUGUCUAAGUUGAGCCCAGCUUCAACAGUGUAUGAAAAGUCUAGUGUUGUUAUAUGAGGCCAAUUACAUUAAAAAACAAAUUAUAAACUUUAUAUAAAUAAAAAUGAAGAAAAAACUGAUCAAGCGUGUAGAAGAAUCUGAAUCUGAUUCUCAAUAUAAUUCAGAUGAAGAGCUCCAAGAAGCUUUUGCUACGGGGUUGUUGAAGCCAGGACUCAAUGCUGUCAUUGAGUCAGAAAAAAAUGUGAGAGUAAACAAUGUUGCUCUUCUUAAACAAAAAACAGAUGAAAUGAAACUUCGAUUAGCAUGGAUAGAAAUGCUAGAUAUAGUUAAUGGACCUGCUCCGCUGGCUCCAGAACUAGCACUGCAAAUGCAGGAACAAGAAGAACGAAGAGCUAAGCAAGCAAAAGGAAAUCAAAAAUUACCGCAGUACAAACUUGGAGAAGAUCCUGUUCUGAAUGAUUUUAAAAGGGAAACAAUGUUUCACAGACAAGCACAAGCAGCUGCCAUUGAAGGUUUAUCUAGGAUAAAAAAACUCGGUCUUCCAACAAUUAGACCUGAUGACUACUUCGCUGAAAUGGCUAAGAGUGAUGAACAUAUGCAUAAAGUCCGAGAAAAUUUAGCAAAGAAACAAUUGAUUGCACAACGAUCUGAAAAAGUUAGGCAAUUAAGACAACAACGUAAAGUCGGUAAACAAAUGCAAAUUGAAGCCACAUUAAAGAAACACGCAGAAAAACGAAAAAUGUUAGAAGAAGUAAAGAAAUACCGUAAAGGAAUACGCAAAGAUUUAGAUUUCUUAGAUGAUAAGAAAUUAAUACCAAAACGAAAUAAAGGAGAUAAAAGAACUAAUUACAAACAGAAAAUGAAAAAUGCUAAAUUCGGUUUUGGAGGUAAAAAAAAAGGAAGUAAAAAAAAUACUAGAGAGAGUGCAGCUGAUAUUUCAGAGUAUAAAAGACCAAGAAAAGAAGGAGUUAAAAAUGGAAAGGUUGGCAAAAAGAAGAGAUUGGGAAAGAGUAGACGUGUACAAAUUAAAUCUAAACAAAAGUAAUUAAUUUACUUUUAAUUAAAAAAUAUUCCAUGUAAUUAUUUUUAAAUAAAAUUUUUGUUUAAAUUAUCAAAGAAAAAAA
Messenger RNA from Chelonus insularis, 1129 nucleotides. Its product is annotated as probable rRNA-processing protein EBP2 homolog. Gene Ontology annotation, biological process: ribosomal large subunit biogenesis; rRNA processing. Bases 109 to 1050 code for a protein of 313 amino acids. Gene Ontology annotation, cellular component: nucleolus; nuclear periphery; preribosome, large subunit precursor. The record is from RefSeq and is a predicted model, not a curated record. The transcript is spliced from 3 exons. NCBI's taxonomy places the organism in Eukaryota, Metazoa, Arthropoda, Insecta, Hymenoptera, Braconidae.